Messenger RNA from Meloidogyne enterolobii, 679 nucleotides. The record is from the annotation of a GenBank genome assembly. Lineage: Eukaryota; Metazoa; Nematoda; Chromadorea; Rhabditida; Meloidogynidae.
UUUUUAGAAAAAAAAAUUAAAAAUGACCUCCAGUAAAUCAGCAAAUGGUGCUAAUUCUGCAGAUAAUUGUGAAGAUUUAAUGGAAGAUGGAGAAGAAGAAUGUCCACAAACUUCGCUUAAUCCGACAGAAUUUUUGAAAAUGAAACCAAAAAAGUCAAUUUUAAAAAUUAACAACAAACAAACUUCUGUUGAUGAUUUGACCCAACCUAUGGAGGAACAAGUUGUUGGUGAACAUAGAGAGAGGAUUCAAAGCGAUGAAAGUCAGAAGGCGCGAUUUGACGAGAUGAAUAUUUUGGCAACGCAUCAUCCACCAAAUAAGGACUAUGGACAUAUGAAGAUUGAUGAGCCAAAAACUCCAUAUAAUGCUGGUUAUAGUGACAGCGAAGGCGAAGAACUUUCUUCUGGUGGAGGGACUGGACGUCCAAGAAGAGUUUCUCUUGCUGGUGCUGUUGAUGCCGAUGAAUUGCGUAAAUGUAUUUCUGAGGGAGCUGGGACUAAACCUAAGGUGCUAGAUCCUCCUGGAUCGGGAGAAGAUGAGGACGAUGAUGAUGCGGUGCUUACUGAGGAACAAUUGGCUCACAAACGAGAAUUUGAUAAGAAACGUCGACAACAUUAUAAUGAAGGGAUGUUUUUGCGCAAAAUGAAGGAAUCGCAACAGCCUGACGACGAAGAUGAUUGA